AUGGAUGGCUACCCCUUGGGAAGCCUCGAUCAUAAUGUGCCGCUUAUCGUGGUGUCGGGGCUGAAUUCAGAUCCGCCAGAGCAACCUCCCAAGGCCAAUGGCCCGGGAAUCCUCCUUCGAUCCGAUCUGCCACCUCUAGAGAGCAGAGAGGCGAACUUUCUGCAGUCAUAUUUUCAAGAGGUGGACGAACGCGGAACGUCAUGGACUGCAAUCACGAGGGACGAGCCCUUUAGGGUUCGCAUCAAGACCGUCGGUAGGUCCUACGUACUUCCAUCUCGACGAGCCCGGCUGCCUGAAACGAUCGAACCGAUGAACACGGCCCCGAUACUGCACUCGCCUUUCUCGCCCCUCAGCCCUUCGUCAGCUCUAUACCCAGACGGGCUGAUUAAUGCGCAAUGGAUCAAGAAGCACCAGGAAGCGAUCCCUAGCAUAUUCGUGUGCUUCCAAACACUGAUCAGCGACCCUAAUAUUGCUACGCUGGGAGACAACAAGCUAAAGGGAGAUCUUAAUCACAUAAGGGCGACCUUGGUGGAAUCAGGUUAUAAAACGCGCUUAGUUGUGAUAAUCCUGGGCGAUGAAGAUGCCAGAAAACUGACUGCUGAUAUCAUACAAGAUCGGCUGGAGAAUAUUCGAAGGGGAACUGGCUUAGAUCCCAAAUCAAUCUUCUACGUUACGCCUCAGGAGUCGCCGUCAGAUUUGAAGAGGGUGAUGGAUAGUGUCCUCUCCUUGCUGUACACCACGUCCAUUGAGUAUUACCGAGACCUUGGGAGGCAUGCUAGGAAGAAAAGAUCCCGAGGAAUCGUUCCCCAGCCAACAGUGCCGCCAACUUCUGGAACGUCGCAAACGUUAUCGCUGUCCGACUGGAAUUUUCGCUAUGAUUUCAAGUUGGCCAUCUUUGCUGAAUUCCGCCAAGAGAUUGACGCGGCAAUCCGAUCUUUUGAGCAGGCAUACGAGAUUUUGCUAGGUCAAGAUGUUCUUGAUAUUAUCCCCAGUUGGAGCCCUCGCUGGAACGAGGCACGGCUUUUGGCAGACAUUAUCUCAAUCCGCUGUUUGCGAAUGCACCUAUGGAUGGGACAAACGAGCAUGGCGGUCAGGAGAUGGCAGGCUCAUCGUGACCGCAUCAGCGAAUUUGUUGAUGCCCGAGGAAGGGGUACAAACAACUAUGGCUGGCAAGCUUGGGAAGCCCGGUGGGCAAUGAUGAUGGCUGUUCUAAUUGAGAAGACUGAGGUUCCUGGCCUGGGGCCGUCGACUAUGACCAUCUUUCUUCAGCCAGAAAAAAACCUUCUUGGAGAGCGAUUACAUCCGUGGGAACUAUUGCACCAUACUGGUUAUUGGUAUCGAAUUGCUGCGCGCCAUCUCGGAGCUCGCAAAGCAUUGGCCCAUAGAAUCCCCGACGAUGAUAGAGGAGCGCCAGACGCUUCGCCCGCGUCGAUGGUGGCGAGCAAAGCAUACCGUUAUGAUACAUAUAUGUGCCCUCCGCCCCAUGAAGAGUAUCCAUUGAACGGAAAGGGAGUCAAUCAUGCACAACUAAUAAUAGACUGUCUCCUCAACGCGAGGGGUCAAUUUCAAGCCAGAAAGCAGCACCGAAUCGCGGCAGAAAUAUCUUUGGAGUGUGCAAGGGAGAUGGCCACAAUUGGGUCAUGGAAUCAAGUACUUGGAAUGCUCAGACCUCUUUGGGAAGACAAAUCUUUUCGCUCCGAAUGGUGGCUCGACAUCUCUGAAGAAAUCCUAUGGCUUGUGAGACGAGCAGCGGCGGAGACUGGGCGGGCGGACGUUGUGAUCGCUACCGAUUGGGAACUAAUGGAUAAACGCUUUAGACGAAGAGAAAACUGGCAUUAUGAUUUGAGCAAAUCUCUAGAUGGAGUAACCUUGGACUCGAAGCCAUCUAUUAGUAUAUCUGACGAUUUGGCUUCAUCAUUCUUAUCAGCAUCGUUUGUUUUUCGCGCCAAAGAGGGCCGGGCUGGCGAAACGUGCUUGGCCCAGCUGUCUCUCAACUCUGAAGCGCUUAGUGGAGCCGCUCCAGUUACUUUAUCUUCGAUUCGAGUUGAAUUUGAGGGACACCUCAAACCUAUCACGCUCGUGCAUGACUCAGCCCUGCAGAUGAAUUCUGCGGAGGGACCUAUAUCCUUGGCGGCUGAAGAGGAUGCAGAUGAAGACAAGAAGGAUGAGAAAGAAGAUCGACUGACUGGUAGAUGCGAUCUAACACUGAGGCCGGGCCACCGACAAGUGUUUGAGAUGAACAUACCUCUACGAGAGCCAGGAGAGGCGUCGGCAUCUACGCUAAUCUUGUCUUAUAAAGCCGAUACCUUUGAACUGGAUUAUAAGCUAUCAUUGUCAGAAUUGGGUAAAGUCUCGGGAUGGUUCGCUCAAGGCUCGGCGAAACCACGAUUGUCCAGACCUAACGGACAUAUUCUACAUAUACAGCCACGACCUCCUAAAAUGAAGCUGAGGUUGAUAGAGCCCCUCGAGCAGUACUAUGCAAAUGAGCCGAUUGCAUUGCGGAUUGGCCUGUAUAAUGAAGAAGACGAUUCUGCCAACGUGAAGUUGGACAUUCGGAUCAUUGGAAAGGGAAUUCCUCGGUUCCAAGUGCAAGCUGGAGAGCACAAGCGAGAGGUGGAUGCUACUGAGGAAGAGUCUCAAGUUACGGACCUUACUCUUGGCCAUAUAGCCAGUUCCUCCUCGUUGGAGGCGUCAAUUCGCCUCGAACCUGCACUAGCGCCUACGGUAUACGAGUUGCAGAUCCGAGCAGAUUAUCAUUUGGAGUCAGACGCUGCAACACCGAUUGUUCAGGUGUUGCCUAUUCACCUCAAUAUCGUGAAUGCGUUUGAAGCCAAUUACGACUUGAUGCCGCGACUCCAUCCGGAUUCCUGGCCGAGCCUUUUCGACUACGAAGAUGUACAAGACGUGUCCGAAGGCGAUGCUGUCCCGGCCAAGGGGCUCACGCAGCAAUGGUGUCUUGUUUGCCACUAUGCAUCGUUCGCAACCGAAGAUUUAGACGUAUUAGGUCUCGACAUGCAGGUUGCGUCGGUGACGCCUGGCGGACGGUGCCGUGUUAUAAGCAAGCCCGAAUUCUCCGCAGAUGGCAUGAUUGUGGCCCCCAAGACGAUGUAUGAAGCUCGGUUCGAUCUGGUAGCAGAAAAGGUCACGCUGGACGACAAGCAUCCAGUCGCAAUAGAUUUGGCACUCGUGGUCCGCUGGCGACGAAGGCGAUCUAUGGAUGGGGAGACUGGCCCAGUUAACGUCACGACGAUGAUAGUUGGGCAGUACAUGGUGCUCGGGACGGAGCCCAGAGUGCUGGCGUCGGUGCUUCACAGCUCACAGGAGAAGACAGGCUUGGUGCGGCUCGACAUUACGAUUGAAAACCCAUCCAGCCAUUUCUUGACAUUUGGUUUGGCGAUGGAACCAAGUGAUGCAUUUGCUUUCUCCGGAUCCAAACAGACGACCAUGCACCUGCUACCGAUGUCGAGGCGCACCCAGACUUACCGCCUGAUGCCACUUGUACGAGGCGUGUAUGUACGGCCAGGCUUGGUGGUAAGAGACAAGUACUUCCAGAAGGUGCUUAGAGUUAUACCGACAGAGGGGAUGAAGAUUGACAAAGAUGGCUUGCUGGUUUGGAUCCCUCCGCUGCAAGAAGCUGAAGAGAAGUCAAACUAGGGACUCGGGGGAAUGGGUACCCGAGGAAUACGUAAAUAAGCAUGAUACUAUUUGGUUCAUCUAGACUUUGAUAGAGGGAUAUCAUUUUACAUUUUCUGCCUUUA
Trichoderma atroviride IMI 206040 is the source of this 3758-nucleotide messenger RNA. Lineage: Eukaryota; Fungi; Ascomycota; Sordariomycetes; Hypocreales; Hypocreaceae. The record is from RefSeq and is a predicted model, not a curated record.